GAGACCCCCGCGCCCCAUCAUCUCCUGGCCGGCUCCCCGCCCCCACACCCCGGGGCCUCCCGUCUGCCCCGAGUCCCAAGCGCGAGAAGGGAGGGCGUCGGCCUCUCCUCCUCCAAUCGGGGCCCUCGGGGGUCGCGCCAACGUGCUGCUCUCUCCCCUGGGUGGGCGACCCCUAACGCCGGGGGGACGCGCCUCUGUCACCUUCCAUCCAAUCCGGGCCCCCGGGGGGCGGGACUCAGGCUCCAGGACCGAAGGGGGCGGGGCCCCGCCUCGCCUCGUCCAAUCCGGCCGCGCGGGGGUCGUGACUCAGCGAAGCUUCCCCGCGCGGGGCGUGUCCCAGGGCUUCGGGCUCUGGCCGUGUGGGCGGGGCCGGGCUCCCUCUCCCCUAAAAGUCUCUGCCGGCGGUUGGAAGCGGAGCGGGUGCUGAACUGAGGGGGGGGAAGGAGAAGGAGAGGACAUGGCAGCGACGGUGCUGAGGCGCGGGGCGCGGGUGCUGCCGGGCUUUCCCGGGAUCUUUUGGAGGCCGCAGCACACCCGGAGUGAGCUGAAGCGGGAGCCUGCGCUGGGGUUUAACUUUGGUAAGUGCCCCCUGCUCGGGUCUGGCGGGGAGAUGGUGUCCUGUGGGGCCUCCCUGCUCAGCGGCUCCUCCCUGCUCCUCCCUGCUCCUCCCUGGUCCUCCCUGCUCAGCGGCUCCUCCCUGCUCCUCCCUGGUCAGCGGCUCCUCCCUGGUCCUCCCUGCUCAGCGGCUCCUCCCUGCUCAUCCUCCCUGCUCAGCGGCUCCUCCCUGCUCAGCGGCUCCUCCCUGCUCAGCAGCUCCUCCGUGCUCCUCCCUGCUCAGCGGCUCCUCCCUGCUCAGCCGCUCCUCCCUGCUCAGCGGCUCCUCCGUGCUCCUCCCUGGUCCUCCCUGCUCAGAGGCUCCUCCCUGGUCCUCCCUGCACUGCUGGGUGCCCGGCUGUCCGCUCGGGAGGCAAGGGGGGCCAAAGACCCCCCAGGCCAGUCCCAGUGGGUUGAAUUGGGACACGGUCUGGGGCGAGGGCCCUUCCCCUUGGAGCCCUUCCCGGUGGGGCCCCAGGCGAGGCCCGGUCUGGGCGCAGCAGUGGUGGCGGCCGGCCCGUUCCCUGUUCCUCUGAUCAAAAGGGCCUGGGAGCUGGGGCUCAUCAACACCCACAUUCCGGAGAGCUGCGGCGGCCUGGGGCCCCGGGAUCUUUUUGCCUCAUCCGGAGGGCUGGCCCGGUGCAGGCUUGGCCCUCAACCAACCCUGGCCCGACACAGACCCAGGGAUGAGCUCUUGUGGGGCACGGCCACUGCCGGGGGCCCCCAACCAAGCGACCCCUCCAGGCUCGGAGCCACCCCUCCCAUGCGGUCCAUGGCUCUCCAUGCCCCCCUAACACGGCCGCUUCCCCCUCAGCAAAUGCCCAUCAUCAUCGCGGGGAACGCCCAGCAGCAGAAGAAGUACCUCGGGAGGAUGACGGAGCAGCCCAUGAUGUGCGUGAGUAUGGCGGCUGCUGCCCGGGGGCGGCCACUGCCAGGGGCGGCCGUGCUGGUGUGGUCAAGGAGUGCGGGCAACGUCCGGGACGGCGUUUCCUUGUCUGGCUCCCCCGUGCCCCAGAACCUGCUCAGACAGGGCCGGCCCGGGAGGGGGCUCCUUCUGGGGGGUCGGCCUCGGGGCAUCCAGACGGGCAAGGCUCCCAGCGGCCAUAACAUGGCUGACCACACAGCUGCGCCCUUGGCCCCGCCCGGCCCUGCCCCGGCCCCUGCCCCGCCACCAAGGGCCCAGCUCCUCCAGAACCAUUUCUCACCCAAUUGUCCUUGGAGGGGGGAAGAUGAGGGGGCCCGGCCCUGUUCCAUCCUUGUGCCAAGAUUGGGGGAAAAAGGCACCAUGUUGGAGGGUCCUUACGGGGCCCCCAGGAGAUGCCAGGGCUGGUCUGGGCACGGAGGCAGAUCCUGCCUCCGACCCUCCUGGGCUUACCCUGCGGACACCGGGGCGGCCCGGGGGAGGCCUGAGGGCCCCCCGGGAAAGAAGGCCGGUGUCUCAAUGGGCAAAGAUGUGGAAACCCCGGGGAAAGAAGCUCCCCUUGAAGGGGCCCUAGUCUUCCAGGAUUCCUUCGGCUCGGCCCAACCCCAAGGCUCCGCCGAAAUUCACCCGCUUCACGUGGCGGGACCCCGGGACGGUCAGGAGGGCCCCCGCCCUCCCCCUGCCCCGCUUUCUUGUUUGGGGCUGCGGCACAAGGGACCUGGGCCAGGACUCCCUCAGUGGAAGGGAGGUGCUGCUGCCUCUUUGGGAAGGUGCCAUCCCCCACGUGGGGGUCUCAGCUCUGCCCCCCGUGUCCGACCUCUUCCCGGGGACCUCGGCUGUGGCUCGGGGAGCCCCCGCCCCAGAGGUCACGGCGCGGGUGAGGAAGCAGCCCUCAGGGUCUGUCCUCUGCAGGAGAUAAACAUGGGCCAGCGCUGCUCAGACACCAGGGGCAUCAUCUUCGAGGACGUGGUCGUGCCCAAGGAGAACGUCCUGGUCGGGGAAGGCUCUGGCUUCAAGAUCGCCAUGGGGGCAUUCGACAAGACCAGACCCCCGGUCGCUGCCGGGGCCGUCGGGCUCGCGCAGAGGGCUUUGGACGAAGCGACCAAGUAUGCCUUGGAGAGGAAGACCUUCGGAAGGCACCUCGUGGAGCACCAGGCCGUGGCCUUUCUGCUGGCUGAGAUGGCCAUGAAGGUGGAGCUGGCCAGGAUGGGCUACCAGCGGGCGGCCUGGGAAGUGGACUCGGGCCGCCGCAACACCUACUACGCCUCCAUCGCCAAGGCCUUCGCCGGCGACAUCGCCAACCAGCUGGCCACGGACGCCGUGCAGAUCUUCGGCGGCAACGGCUUCAACAGUGAAUACCCUGUGGAGAAGCUGAUGAGGGACGCCAAGAUUUACCAGAUUUAUGAAGGGACUGCCCAGAUCCAGAGGCUGAUCAUAGCCCGGGAGCACAUCGGCAAGUACAAGAACUGAGGCGACCCGGCCCACCGCGACCCUCCUGCAAGGGGCGGGAAGCGGGGAGGCUGCCAGGCGUCGGCCGCUGCGGACAGAAGCGCCGGGAAAGCGGCCUGGAGACCGCCAGGGCGGUGAGGUGGCUGUAGCCUCUGUCUAGCUCCAGAUAGGUUUUAAAACGAGAAAUCUUUGGCUUCAUUAAAAUACUUGUGUGUUCUUCCAAUGGCGCUUAUACUUGUAUCGCAAAGCAUCAAGGGAACCUUCUGAGUUGUUCGGAAAACUGUCACCGCCCAAAGUCGGAGCGCUUUCCGCCGCUGAGCGGCCACUCUGGUGGGACCGGAGGGAGCUCCCUCCCCGCCUUUGUCCUGGCGCAUCAUUGCUCAGGUAACAGGGCGCGCCUCUAGAUCCCCACUUCUCCCCUUUGCCCUGCAAGCGCCGGGACUGGCACACGGGAGAAUUCAUCGGUGUGCCCGGGGUGCGCCCCCAGCCUGGCAUUCUAGGGCACCCGCUCUGCCAGCCCCCGAGGACGGGAGGAAAGCUGGCUCAGGAGCAGUUUCUGGCCCGCCUUUCUUGGUUAGGAGGCAGCUCUUUCUCUGAGGGGGACGGAAGCACAGGAAGCGCUGGGCCCGUCUUCCUCCCGUCCCUCCUGUGAGCGUCCGGGCUGGGAGAGGGAGGUGGCCCCGGCGGUAACGGCCCACUUGGCUUAUUUGUUAGCCUGUCCCACGGGCCACGCUCUGGAAGUGACUGUGGCGGGAGGAUGGAGGGCAUCCAACCGGGCAGUCUGAACGAGCACCAGAAUAAAGCGGUUUUCCAAACCUG
Molecule: messenger RNA, 3784 nt
Organism: Sarcophilus harrisii (Tasmanian devil)
Lineage: Eukaryota; Metazoa; Chordata; Mammalia; Dasyuromorphia; Dasyuridae
Gene: ACADM
Product: acyl-CoA dehydrogenase medium chain
Exons: 12
Coding region: 458-2986 (842 amino acids)
Biological process (GO): fatty acid beta-oxidation; medium-chain fatty acid catabolic process
Cellular component (GO): mitochondrion
Molecular function (GO): flavin adenine dinucleotide binding; medium-chain fatty acyl-CoA dehydrogenase activity
Source: RefSeq, a predicted model, not a curated record